AGAGUUGCGAGUUGGGUUGAUAUUUUUGGCUCCCUAGGAUCAAGACAUUCCUGUUCUCGUGAGCUCGGAUUUCUAUAGACCCGCCAAUGGCCGUUGAGAGGCGUCCAAGUAAGUGUCCGCUCUUGCAUUUUAUUUUAUGUUUUGUGGCAUCGGAUUAUUGUCAUUUGGGUGCCCAUGCUGGACACUUCCCGUCAUUCAUGCCGCGCUCUGGCAGUUUCCGUCUGUUUCUUUUAAUUCCCUCGGGUAAAAAUGAUCGAAGAUAUUCCCCGCCACCCUAUUCUGUUGAUUUUGUCAAUUUUUCCCUUCGCUUCUUUGGUUUUGAUUGCUGCGGCGGUAUGACACACGCUGUAGCUAUUUCUCUCGUGCAGUGUCGUCCUUCGCUCUGUGGUAAAAUCAGAGGCCAUGUUCUGGAAGCUACAUGUCAGUUAUCCCGCAUCGAAGGAUGAC
Molecule: messenger RNA, 447 nt
Organism: Suillus discolor
Lineage: Eukaryota; Fungi; Basidiomycota; Agaricomycetes; Boletales; Suillaceae
Exons: 1
Coding region: 87-446 (119 amino acids)
Source: RefSeq, a predicted model, not a curated record